Oppiella nova is the source of this 1461-nucleotide messenger RNA. The record is from the annotation of a GenBank genome assembly. Lineage: Eukaryota; Metazoa; Arthropoda; Arachnida; Sarcoptiformes; Oppiidae.
AUGAGUUGGCAAAUGUCUGGGGCGUCAGACUAUCGUGAAUGUGGUGUUUGUGGUGUCAAUACCAGGGAUAAGCCUGGUGAGAACUAUGUGCCCAAUGGGAGCCGAAUCUAUACGUGUGAGGCCGACAGACAAUGGUUUUCUAAAAAUGCCAACAAAUUAACAAAAGUGUGUCCAAAUGCGGGAAUGGGUGCAAGCGAUCGGAUACAUUGUGACAUAAGGAAACAAAAAUCAAAAGAUAUCCCACAAAAAAGCGCCAGUCAUGCCAUACGUAACAUAAAUGACACGACUUAUGCCAUUGGGGUUGAAACCAAUCAGGGAUUAAAUAUUGCGGAGUCCAAUGGUUAUAGUAAUGAUAUUGAGAUGACAUCCACUCAACCACUGGUAGAGGAUAUGAAUCCAUCGCCACAACCAUCAGAUCAUAAUUGUCUGGCAGUUGAGUCCUACAAGAGGCCAGUUGUAUCUAAUUUGGCAUCCGAUAGUAGCCAUGCCUCGUAUACACUACAGGCGCUCACACCACCCGAUAGUUUAGAAAUGAAUGAAACCGACAAUUCUGGCGAUACUACUAUCGAUGAUAUGAUUUACAGUACUGUCAAUAAAAUGAGCCUGGGAUUAAUUAAACCUAAUGGCGAUCCUUUAUUAAACAAAAUGAAAAAAAUUCAAGAAAAUGAGAGCAAAAACAUGGAAAUGGUUGAGCAGAUUAAGGACCAGUUAAGUGCCCCUGGUCGCUUUGAAUACUUCCUGGAUAAGACUGGUCUGCGCGAGGAGGCGGAUAAGAUAUUGGAUUCGUACCAAAUGGGCUCACCAUGGCCAUACACUGAACAAAUUGAUAUACAAGUAAAAAAGGCAACAAUACUGCGUUCAGGCAAUUCGCGGUACUUUCAUAUGGACUCCCGGCCCAGAGGGAGGGCUAUUGUGUUUGUGACAGUCGGUGGUCUGAAGGAGGAGGUGGACAGAUGGGCGUCCAUUUUCGGACAGUUAGGCUUUGAGUACGACUCCUACCGGAACGCCACGUGCUCUCAAAUAAGGGAUGUGCUAUUGGGGGUGUCGUGUCAACGGUUUGACGCCGACGCCCUGUUUAUUAUGUUUAUCGGCGGCCUAUAUAACGGUAAACUCCGCGGGAGUGGCGACCGACCGGACAAUGAGAUGUCGGUCACAGAAAUUGUGGACAUCCUAUAUAACGGUAAACUCCGCGGGAGUGGCGACCGACCGGACAAUGAGAUGUCGGUCACAGAAAUUGUGGACAUUCACGCGGAAGGAAUGACACUAUUUGGACAGGCAUUCAGUUAUACAAUAGCGCAGUACGCUUGCAAUCUACAUCUCACUGAUUUAGUUAACCUGACACGUAAACGACUGGCGUAUGAGCAGGGUGAUAGUGACCUGCAAAUAGUAAUGGUCUCCGUAGACAUAUUGCGACAGAUAUAUUUUAAUCCUGUUAGCCCUCAGUAUCCAUUUAAGUACUGA